CCAACCCAUAGAGCAAACACACGGGCGACAGCAGUAAGGAAAAACUCCCUCUGAUGAUAUUGAGGAAGAAACCUCAAGCAACCCAACACGGUGCAUGACUGCUGCGGCGAAGGUGUUCGUGAACCAAGACUUUGUUCGAAAAGUGAUGCAUUUUUUGUUCAAAAAAUAUGUUUGUGAACUGAUUUGUUUGUAAAGAGAGCCGUUCAGAAACCGAGGUUCCACUGUAUAAGGCUCUGACCAUCAGGCCCAUAUGUCAGAAGUUGUAGCUCAGGACACUGACAGCAGAGAUGUCCAACUUUCCCAGUUCUACAACAGAACAGUUUGCCAUGUUUAACAACAUAAACAGUGGGGGUUAAGGGACCUGCUAAAAGUAGAAAAUCUUAAUAAAGAAAUUCUUUUAGUCCCAUGUCAAUGGAGCACUGAAAGGAAGAAACGGUUAGAAAUGCAAAUGUAUUUUUAAAAAGUCUCACCGCAGCACAGUGAGUAGUAACCGGAAAGAGGCCAAGCAUACGACUCCAUCACGGAGAUCAACGAAAUAAUACAAUAUUUGGUUUUAUCGCUUCAGGUGAAAAUGCUGAAAACUUUUGUCAUACAUCCAGUUUGUUCUUUUGCAGCAAUUUGGUGCAAAAUGUCAUAAUAUAGAGUAUAUGUCAGUGUCUUGGUGUUUCUUCUUUUGGUAUCUCUCCCUUUAUCUUCACACCACUGAGGCUCUGCUGGACUCCACCUUCAUCUGAGUUCCUGGUGUGAAAAGUCAAAGGUCAAAGGUUAGACGUAGCGGCAGAGUGCCAGAAUGUCAACGUGUCUUCUGCUUGUCGUGGGAAUCACUGCAGCUGCUCUGGUUGCAGCUGAAGAAAACCAUGUGUGGACCACAUGGUUUAAUGUUGAUCACCCUGGAGGUCUGGGAGACUAUGAGCAGCUAGACGCCAUCCGAUUCUAUUACCGCACACGAGUGUGUGACGCACCGCGGGCACUUGAAGCCCGAACAACUGAAUGGAUCCCAGCUCGUGAUACUGGGGAGAAAGUCCACGCAGACCCCACUGUGGGCUUCUGGUGCCUCAACGACGAGCAAGGUCCCAAACGCAACUGCUCCAACUAUGCAGUCCGUUUCCUCUGUCCCAAAGAUAACAGUGUGAACAUUCAGGCGAUGUGGGGUCUAUGGUCAGAAUGGAGUGCAUGUCCAGCGCUGUGUGAUCAAGUGGGAGUGCAGAUUCGCUCUAGAACAUGUCAGUCCCGUUCUAUGACAUGCACUGGCCCUAAAGUAGAAGGUAAAGCAUGCAGCGGCCCUGCCUGCCCAAGAACAGAUUGCUCUCUUCAGUGUGUGAUGGGGAGGGUCAAUGCAGAAUGUGACAGAUGCACAUGUGAAGAACACAUCCUGCUGGGGGCAGUCCGUGGUGCCGGAGGCCUCGUGGCUGCCGGAGCGGUUAUCGUUCGCUCUGGACAACUUAUUACCCUCACUGACCACAAUGGACAUUUCCGAAUUCCCGGUUUCUGUCCUGAUGGCAACAAUUCCCUGACCAUCAGCCUGCAGGGCCAUGCCACUGUUAACAUUGUUGUCCCUCACACUGUGGAACAUACAUCUGUCGUGAGCAUCCAACUGAAAAGAGCAGAGAAACUUCAUGUGUUGAGUAGUCCUGAAAGCAAGGUCAGGAGGGAGGGACAGAGUGCUGCCUUCUGUUGCAAAGUGUCAGGAACGCCGCAGCCGGACAAGUACCAGUGGUUUUUUAACAACAGUCUCCUGGAGAAACAGUCUGAGAGUAACUUGGUCUUAAAAGAUCUGCACUUUGAGCAGGCAGGGGAGUACUACUGCAGAGCAAGUGGACCAUCUGGAGCUAUAAAGACAAAACCAGCCACUCUAAAAGUCAUUGGUAGAGACGAGCACUCAUGUAACUCCAAACCUGAAUCCCACCUUAUCCGUCUUCCGCAUGACUGCUACCAAAACAGCACUAACUCAUUCUAUUAUGAUGUGGGCAAAUGUCCAACAAUCACAUGUGCUGGACAGCUGGACAACGGCAUCAGGUGUAAGGACAGCAUGGAUUACUGCUGUGGCGUGACAAAGAUGCAGCAGAGGCAGUUGACCUGCCAAGGCUACCAACUACCGACAAUGGUGGUGACCGAGUGCGGCUGCCAGAAAUGCGUGGACACCAAGGCUAUUGUGCACGGUAGAGCCAUUGCUGCAGACAACGGUGAGCCGAUGAGGUUCGGCCAUAUCUUUAUGAAUGGCGUCAGAAUCAGCCGCACCGGCUACAAAGGUACUUUUUCCAUCCAGAUCCCUCCACAAACAGAAAGGCUCGUUCUGACAUUUGUGGACAACAUGCAGAAAUUUGUCAACACCACAAAGGUACUCCCAUUUAACACCAAAGGAGGUGCUGUUUACCAUGAGAUCAAACUUCUUAGGAAGAAAGAUCCUGUGACCAUCAAUGCCGCACAAACCAAUACUCUGAAGCUCGGAGCAGCAGACGAUCAGGAGCCAAUGGUUCAAAUAGAGAUUCCUCCCUUUUCCUUUUACACACAACACGGAGAGGUCUUCACCGGCAACGUAGAUGCUAGUGUGACUUUUCUUGACCCCCGAGAUAUUUCUACUGCUGCAGCAGCUCAAAGUGAUCUAAGCUUUGUGGGUAAUGAUGGAGAUACUCUACCACUGAGAACCUAUGGUAUGUUUUCACUUGACUUCAGAAGUGAGGAAACCAAUGAGCCCCUCAAUGCAGGUGAGGUGAAAGUGUUCCUGGAUUCCACCCAAGUAACGAUGCCUGAGCACCUAAAUACAAUGAAGCUGUGGUCAUUGAAUCCGGAAACUGGCCUAUGGGAGGAAGAGGGAAAUCUGCAAAUGGAAAAGAAAAGAAGAGGUAAGAGAGAGGAGAGAACCUUCCUGAUCGGCAACAUGGAGAUCAGAGAGAGACGUCUGUUUAACCUGGAUGUCCCGGAGAACCGUAGGUGUUAUGUCAAAGUUAGGGCCUUUCGUAGCGAUCGCUUCAUGCCCAGCGAGCAGGUGGAAGGAGUUGUAGUAAGUCUCAUAAAUAUGGAGCCCACUGCUGGCUACUCCACAAACCCCCGUGCCUGGGGCCGUUUUGACAGUGUCAUCACUGGCCCGAAUGGGGCGUGUCUUCCUGCCUUCUGCGAUGAAGAAAAAGCUGAUGCAUACUCUGCCUACAUCAUGGCCAACCUUGGAGGAGAAGAGCUAGAGGCUGUUUCAUCUACUCCCAAACGUAAUCCUGGCCUCAUUGGAGUUCCUCAGCCCUACCUGGGGAAAUUAAACUAUCGGAGGUCUGACCAUGAAGACCCCAAAGUGAAAAAGACAGCAAUUAGCAUCAAUGUGGCAAAACCAAGUCCCAACACAGCUGAAGAAGGCAAUGGACCCGUGUACGCUGUGGAGAACUUAAAAGAAUGUGAGGAGGCCCUCUUCAGUGCUGCGCACUUUCGAUUCUCAAGAGUAGAAGGAGAUCGCUAUGAUUAUAAUACAGUACCAUUCAAUGAAGAUGACCCGAUGAGCUGGACAGAGGACUACCUGAGUUGGUGGCCAAAGCCUAUGGAAUACCGGGCCUGCUAUAUCAAAGUCAAAAUCUCAGGCCCACAUGAGAUCAAUGUACGGUCCAGAAACAUGGGUGGCACCCAUCCUAAGACUGUGGGUCAGCUUUACGGUCUCCGUGACACUCGCAGCAUUCGUGACAUGGACCAGACCACUGUGUCAGCAGUCUGCGUAGAAUUUAAGUGCAGUGGAAUGUUGUAUGAUCAGGAUAGAGUGGAUCGCACCCUGGUAAAGGUGAUUCCACAGGGAAGCUGUAAGAGAGAUCACGUAAACGUGAUGCUCCAGGAGUACCUGACCAACCACCUGCCUCUAGCAGUUAAUAAUGACACCAGUGAGUUCACCAUGCUAGCACCCCUUGACCCUCUGGGCCAUAACUACGGAAUUUACACAGUAACGGACCAGGACCCACGCACAGCCAAAGAAAUUGCACUUGGACGCUGUUUUGAUGGGACUUCAGAUGGCACAUCUCGUGUCAUGAAGAGCAAUGAGGGUGUAGCGCUGACAUUCAUUUGUGGAGAUCGUGAAGUGACACAUCAGAGUGUCUUCCAAGCCGUGCAAAGCUCUCAAGGUCAGGUAGUAACAAGUGUGAUUAGAGGAGAAAGCAGGCAGAAUCGGCGUCAACGGGGAGGAGGAGCAAACACACUUCGCAGCAGCCAUAGACGUAGCACCAGAAACAGACGCCCACAAGUCACAAGCUAAACGGAUGGACAAUACUGAAGGUGAAGGUUCUAUAUUGGACCAACACCCAUAUAAUAUAAUAUAAUAUAAUAUAAUAUAAUGACCUGUUUAUACUAAACUACAGCACACUAUGCUUUUCCUAGACUUCGGUUUUAAAUUAAAUUAAGCUAUCUACUAAAACAUGCUUUGCUUUUACAGUUCCUAAACCAAGGAAUAUUUGCAUUUUUCAUCAUUUCCAUUUUGAACUACACUGUCAUAAAUUUUUACAUUU
Messenger RNA from Thalassophryne amazonica, 4472 nucleotides. RefSeq names its product cartilage intermediate layer protein, nucleotide pyrophosphohydrolase (gene cilp). Bases 791 to 4222 code for a protein of 1143 amino acids. NCBI's taxonomy places the organism in Eukaryota, Metazoa, Chordata, Actinopteri, Batrachoidiformes, Batrachoididae. The record is from RefSeq and is a predicted model, not a curated record. The transcript is spliced from 7 exons.